This is a messenger RNA of Ornithodoros turicata, 1732 nucleotides long. Its product is annotated as deformed epidermal autoregulatory factor 1 homolog. The record is from RefSeq and is a predicted model, not a curated record. Bases 181 to 1584 code for a protein of 467 amino acids. The transcript has 8 exons. Gene Ontology annotation, molecular function: DNA binding. Lineage: Eukaryota; Metazoa; Arthropoda; Arachnida; Ixodida; Argasidae.
AAACCUGACACAGUGUGUCAACACCAGUGUUAGCAGGUUCUUGUUUUCGGGUCAUCGCUUAAAAAUUGUCCUUCUUGCAUAUUAAUUGUUGGUGUUGAGCAGCAAUCUGUCUUGGAAAGAUGUCUGUUAUGACGUUUCUCGUAUUUUGUUCAGUUUUCUCUUGACAUUUCUUUGUGAAAUAUGGUCAUGGAAACCGGUGACACCGUUGAAACGCCAGUGAUCACGACGCUUGGGUUCUCCGAAGACAUCCCGAACGGUGACGAAGCGGCAUUCCCCGUUGCCGAACCCCAGACAGUUAGUGUCAGCCUGCCCAAUGUUUUGGUAGCUACGUCUCAGGGAAUUAUUACUCCAGAGCAACUACAGGAGGCCGGAAUAAAAGCAACCCACAUAGUAAUCCACGAUCAAAGUGCAAUAGACGUCUACAAGAAUGCUCAAGCCUCCUUAGCGGCCCAGGCGUCGAAAGCAAUUGCACACGGUGGAAUUCAACAAAAAUAUAAGUACAACUGGGAUGCAUCAGUGCACGACGCUGAACUACUUGUCAGGUGCCGAAACAUAAGUGGAUAUUUGCACAAAAACAAAUUUGGUUCUGGGGGUCGAGGACGGUGCAUAAAGUCUGGAGCCCGAUGGUACACACCAUCAGAGUUUGAAGCCCUCUGCGGACGUGCCAACAGCAAAGAUUGGAAGCGUAGCAUCCGUUAUGCUGGCCGUACACUUCUGUGCUUAAUUGAGGAUGGCAUACUGAUGCCACAUGCUACCUCCUGCACAUGUGCUGCUUGCUGUGACGACAUGGUUGUGAGUGGACCGGUAAGGCUGUACACACCGUACAAACGGAAACGAAAAGAAGACAGUUCGACGGGAAGUAAAUCCGCAGAUGAACCUCAGGAGAAACUCUUGACCUUAACCUCCGCAACAGCUGGCAAGGGGAAGGUCAAAGAUUUGGUUGUUACAAUUGCUCCUUCCCCGACCAUGGAUGUUACGAGGGUGUCUGCAGGUAACCUCCUGGAAGGUAGCCCUGCAAACACCAGUGUUGAAACCCUGACACCGGUGACUACACCGCAGACUCCACGUACAGCACCAACCGCGCUAGAGUUUGGAGAACAGAGGCAGUGGUGGCAGUUGGAAGAGAUGGUGAAAAACUUGGCCAAGCAAGUUCAGGAACUACAGAAACAGGUUGAGAUUGUGAAAGCUCAAAGUGCGUCCACUAGAGAUGCUGCCCUUCAACAGCUGAGGAUGCAGAUGGAGAACGAGAGGAAAGAGGCCAUAAAAAAUGUAUGGACUGAAGCACAAAACAACCUUUCAAGGGCCUUACUUGAAUCCAGAACAGGCAAAGAUGCUGUAAUGCAACAAUCUUUUCAGCAGGGAAAACCAGACACUGAAGCUACUGAGUCUGACAAAGAGGAGUCUUCCAGUAAGCGCUGUGUCAACUGCAAUCGUGACGCAGUACGUGAAUGCACAGGCUGUCAUCGUGUCAACUACUGUAGUUCCUUUUGCCAGCGUAAGGACUGGAGCAGUCAUCAGAGCAUGUGUUUUAAUCGGGAAGGUUCUCCUCAACACAGCGAAGAUGCGUCAGGAGAAGACAAGUAGUAGGGGGUGUUGUAUAGACUUUGUCAGUAUUAGAAGUUUUUGUCUUCUGCGAUCUUCAACUGAGGACAGCAAUAUUGGCUCAAAGACCCACACGUGUCAAAGACACUGUUUUGUUGUGUUGUCUGGCGCAUAAAAGGAAUGUGUCGUU